Molecule: messenger RNA, 930 nt
Organism: Musca vetustissima
Lineage: Eukaryota; Metazoa; Arthropoda; Insecta; Diptera; Muscidae
Product: clavesin-2-like
Exons: 3
Coding region: 1-930 (309 amino acids)
Cellular component (GO): membrane
Molecular function (GO): phosphatidylinositol bisphosphate binding
Source: RefSeq, a predicted model, not a curated record
AUGUCACAACUAAAACCUCUACCAGAAGAUUUACAAAAAAUUUCCAUAGAAGAAUUGGGUGAAGUUCCCUCAAGGAUACCAGCAGAUUUGGAAGCCUUAAACACAUGGAUAAAACUACAACCUCAUCUAAGGGCACGUAUGGAUGAUCAAUUUCUAAUACAAUUUCUACGUGGCUGUAAAUAUAGCUUGGAACGGACCAAAGAGAAAGUGGAUUUAUAUUUUUCACUGAAAACCAAAUAUCCAAAUAUGUUUGCAAGCAGCGAUGUGGAUGAUCCAAAAUUUCGGGAAAUGCAUAACUUAGGGUGUUAUGUUUUGCUUCCCAAACCCCUUAAUGGUAAUGGCUGCCGCAUUUGCGUUGGACGUUUUAGUUAUUCACCCGAUAAGUUUAAUAUAGAAGAUAUAUAUCCUCCCACAAGUGCCAUGUUUGAAAUUACAUUUGUCAAUGACCCCUAUGCUGCCAUACAGGGAUUUGUCUUUAUUUUUGAUUUUGGUGAAUGUACCGCAAGCCACUUGUUACAAUUUACACCAACGCUGUGUAAGAAAAUUGUCUCAUUUUUGGAAAAAUCAAUGCCUUGCCGUAUACGUGCUGCCUAUUUUAUAAAGGUACCAACGGCGGCUCAACAAAUCUUGAGAGUUAUUUUCACGCUAUGUUCAGAGAAAUUACGGCAAAGGCUCUUUGUUCUCGGUAAUAAUAUCAAUGAUCUGACCAAACACAUACCUCUCGAAUAUUUACCCAAGGAUUAUGGUGGCAAUAAUGGUUCUUUCAGCGAACUAACUAAGGAAUAUAAUAAAACAUUUGAUUUAUAUCGUGAAUAUUUCAAAGAGAACGCAAAAUAUGGUACAGAUGAAUCGUUGAGACCUGGAAAACCUAUAGAUUUGGAUGGACCGUUCGGUUUGGGUGGUUCGUUUAGGAAAUUAGCUGUAGAUUAA